Messenger RNA from Aureobasidium musti, 1245 nucleotides. The record is from the annotation of a GenBank genome assembly. NCBI's taxonomy places the organism in Eukaryota, Fungi, Ascomycota, Dothideomycetes, Dothideales, Saccotheciaceae.
GUGCCGGCACUUGCAAUUGCCCAAACAGUUGUUACUGCUACUGAACGUGUCUGCAUCGUCGAGCCUUGUGCAAAUGGCGGUGACUCUGCUCCAGCCAUCAUCGAGGCUUUCGAAAAAUGCGGUCAUAACGAAGAGCCCUCCCGCGGAAAGGUCGUCUUCCGCAACGAAACCUACAACAUUCACAGUGUUAUGAACACUACUGGUUUGAAGAAUGUUGAUGUCGAUUUGAAUGGUUUACUUCUCUGGGACACGAAUAUUCCUUACUGGCUCAACCACUCUCUUCCUGUCGGCUACCAAAACCAAUCUUCGGCUUGGUUGUUUGGUGGAGAGAACAUCAACUGGAAUGGUCAUGGAUACGCUACUCUCAACGGCUCUGGUCAGACUUGGUAUACCUUUGUCAAUGGAACCAACAACUACCCCGGCAGACCUCAUCAGAUUACCAUCACUGGAACCAAGGAUAGCACAUUCUUGGGUACCAGAUUUGUGGACUCGCAGAUGUGGACUAUGACUGUUAUCCAUAGCGAGAAUAUUCUUCUCGAAGACAUCUAUGUGAACAGCACUGGCAACGAGCCUGUUGGCUUUGACUUCUCCUCGCUUAACACUGACGGUGCAGACACUGUUUAUGCAAACAACAUUACCUUCCGUCGUUGGAACGUCACCAACGGAGAUGACUCUAUCGCCUUGAAGGCCAACAGCACUAACAUCCUGAUUGAAGACUGCGACUUCUAUACUGGUCUCGGUGUUGCAAUUGGCAGCAUCGGUCAAUACGACAACACUUUCGAGUACAUCGAGAACGUCACUGCCCGCGACAUCCGCUCCUACAACAUGAGAUAUGGCGCUUAUGUCAAGACCUGGACCGGAGUUUCUACUGGUUAUCCUCCCAACGGUGGUGGUGGUGGCCUGGGUUAUGCUGCCAACAUCACCUUCUCCGACUUCGUCCUGCACAACAACACUGGCAUCUAUGCUGUGACUCAGUGCACUUCUUAUAAUGGUGCUUCGGGUGGCUGCAACACUAGCAAGUUCAAUCUUCACGAUAUUCGCCUGCAAAACUGGACAGGAACGGCUGUCAGCGAUGUGGUCAGUGCUAUCCAGUGCUCAGCUGCAUCUCCUUGCACUGACCAGGAAAUCACCGGUAUUGACAUUAUCGACACUGUCAACGGCACCGCUCCUAGCCAGUACUUGUGUGACUAUGUUUCCUCUGUUGGAUUCAACUGCACUGGUUCAACUUGGGAGGAAAACAGCAGA